AGAACUCAACUUUUUUCUGCCACAUACAAUAUGGCGGUGACGUUGACGUGCGAACCUGCGCCCUAAUGACGUGUCUACGUAUAAUGAUGUCUGUAGCCGCCCCUAUGUGUCAUUGAAAAAAAGUGCCACCCAUACCAAAAACCGCCACUGGCUGCUCCUACUUGUGGGAAUCCACUGCGGGACACGAAUCUGACUGGAAGCAGGAUCAGCAGCGGAAAAGGUCUCAUGUCAACAACGCUGGACCUGAUGAAAAAGCAGCGUUUAACACCUGGGACCCUGUCCUCUGCGUCUCUGAAAAGAAGACUGUUAAAGAAGAAGAGGAGAGUCGCACCGGGGAUCCAGCGAGCCGCGGACAGCGACUGUGAGCCGUGCAGGUGUUUCAUGUUUUCUUCAUCGGGCAGCAGUCGCUCUGUUCGUCGGAUUCUGACAGCCUGCGUGCUCUCCUUCCUGGCUCUGCUUGGCUCUGUAUCCCUUGACCUUAGCUCCAACUUUGUUUUGCUUGAAGCUACGGAAGCUGCAUACAAUGAACUAAAUUCAUGCAGGACAAUAGCUCUUCUGCAACUAAUUAAUGAGCUGCAGAAGAUGAGACAUUUACUGACCAAAGACUCAGGCAAUGAGACCCUGGGAUCAGGUUUCCUACCAUUGGAUUACCUCUGUGGUAAAGUGGUGAACUACAGACUCAAUGGUACCCUUCCUUGCAGCGCAGAGUUGUCUGGAUUCUGUCAGCAGAUGAAGAGAAGCAUACAGAUAUUUCUAAAUGCAUCCUUGGCUACCAACGGCACAAAUUCUAUUUUCACUCAGGUCAUAGAGAGACUUUUGACCCUCUGGGGCUCAGUAGAAGUUGAUUUAAGUAAUGCCAAACAAAAUUCAAACUGGAGAGAUGUUCUGUCCGCCAGACUUCUGGUAACAUUCAUAGAACUCAACUACCAGCUGAUGUUCUACCACAACACGAUGACUCCUGCUGACUUCCAGCAAAGGUGGAGUCACACUCUGAACUUCCUGAGCUUAUGUAGCGUAAUGACAGAGCGACUGAAUGACUGCUGGUCAGAGAAUAUAGACCUCAGGAUAAACUUAAGUCUGGAAGCUCAACAUCUGUAUACUUUGGACCCAGGUCCAUGGCAGAUAUCUGGAACAAGAAGCAAGCUUCUUUCAGGGUCACACACAGGAAUUCAGGCUCUGAUAAAAACCCAACAGUGCUUGUUUGAUCGCGCAUCCCUAGCUCUCCGGCUAGCAUCUCGAUCCAUGUCUUCAAUCCUCAGCAUGAGGAUCUGCCUGCUGGCAAUGGCAUGCCUCAUCUACCCUGUGGUGAUGUUCUCUUUCAAACAGAUGACAGAGUGGAUCCAGAACUAUCUUCAAAGUUUAAAAGAGAAAACUGAGGAUCUGAAACGCCAGAGGAAGUUGGCUGAAGAUCUGUUGCAUCAAAUGCUGCCAAAGUCAGUAGCCAAGCAGCUCAGGAAGCAAAAACAGGUUGAAGCUGAGAGCUAUGAAAGGGGCAUUACCAAACCCAUCUCUAGAUGACGAAGCUGCAGGGUUUAUGAUGUUGCUAUGAGGUGGUUACAUCUGCAAGAUCUGCAAAAACCCUAACUGAACGUGUGUGUUUGUUGCUUUUGUUGCUAUUGUUGGCGUAAUUACCUUUAAUUGCCCUGCUACAUAUUCAUGUGGAGAUAAAACAAGUUGUACAGAUGAAAUUAUGUCUGGCAUAUUGAAGAGGUUGGAAGCAGCUGGACCAAAAAAAUUGUUGUCUUGUUGGUAGGGGGUUGGGGUCUGGUUUAAAAAGAUCUGGUUUUUGAACCAAUAAAAAAGAAUGGACACACCUCUGUGGAACUCACUGAAAAAGUAAAAUAAGGCUCUGAUAUGAAACAGCAAAUACAGACUCGAAAACAGCAUACAUGUUGCAGCAGCUCUUCCUAUACUCGUAGCAGAAAAAUCUAUAAAACUUUGAUACUGAUCAUACAGAUUUAGUUCAUUGUUCUGUUCACCAAGCAGAUUUUCUAUUGAUAAAAAAAAAAAAAAACAAUAUGAAAGAUCUUCAGAUGACAAUUGACUGUUAAAUGUUUUAUUCAUUCUCUAAAUAAAAACUGACAUACCUCAGUUGGAACCAUGGUUCAUAAAAAGAAAACAACAUAUACAUUAUUAUAACUUAAUAUACGUAUUUCCUUUACCUAAUUACAUCAUGCACCAAGGAAGAAGAAAGAAAAAGUACAGGCAUAAAUUCCAGUCAAGUAUAUUUGGCGCUUGUAAAUCAGAAUGUUUAGUUGUGAAUAGGUUUUUUCACUUAAUAAAUGUCUGAGAAUUUCAUUUUUGUGCAUCCAUGGAUAAGAAUUUAUGCAUGUGUAAAAAAUAUGUGUAUUUGUAAAAAAAAAAAAAAAAGUACACAAUUCAAUCUGAAGAACUCACAUGGAAAGAAGAGACAAUUAGAAGAAUUUAUUGAUACAAUAUUUUAAGACUUUGGCCCAGGCCCCAUGAAGCAGCCGCCAUGAGCGAGCCGCCAGGAGCGAGCCCCGGGAGGGAGGGAUGGUCUCUGCACUUAGUGGAGAGCUGAGAUGUCGCAGGAGAUAAUCUGAGAUGUCGCAGGAGAUAAUCUGUUCUGCCCUCCCCCACCCCCCAUCUAACAUCAAGAUGGGGGGUGGGGGUGGGCAGAACACAGAACAGAUGGGUUUGGUUGUUGGGAUGGCACUGCUACAAGUCCUGGAAGAGUAGUGAAAGUUGAAGAUGGAGAACGGCGCUAGCUCUUCUGCGGCUCAGGUGGGUGUGACUUUCUCAUUUAGUGGAACAAAAUCAUUACCCAGCUGUAUAUUUUCAGAUGAAUAAAGUUCAGUUACUAUACCGAACUUCAGAAAAGUUGCUUCCAUUCAAAACUGAAGCAAAGCAUUUAAUUUUGUUAAAAGCCUCAAAGCAAGCUUUAACAUGGAUCUUAGUAUCACUCCUCACGUAGCAUGUAUCCAAAAAUAUUCCACUGUGUAGUCAGCUCAGUUCGCAUUAAAGAAAUCACCGCUAUGGAGCAUAAUGUCUUCAAUAUAACUUUUAUCUAAAAAUUGCUUUGGUAAUGGUUUAAACUGAAAUGGUUUGACUUGACGUCAACAAUGGCACUGGGUUAACCCUGAAUUAAAGUACUAUUACAGUGAUAAUUGUUUUCAUUGCUAACAACGUAAUGAUUUUAUUAGCUACCAGUACCCGUUUUAGUCAAGUUUAUUCUGUUUCAGGUUAUUGAAUAUGCUAAACUCAAGUAUGCUUUACUGAAAUUGUGGUUCAUCUAAUGUUCUCACAGGAGCAUUUAAUCAGGUAACAAAUUAGCCUCAUACUCUAGCUAAUUAGCACAGAGGUAGGGGUCCCCUGACCCCUGCUCGGAUCUUUGGUUCUCCACAACCACUAUCAAGC
Messenger RNA from Fundulus heteroclitus (mummichog), 3378 nucleotides. Its product is annotated as atrial natriuretic peptide receptor 1. Gene Ontology annotation, molecular function: peptide receptor activity; guanylate cyclase activity. The transcript has 3 exons. The record is from RefSeq and is a predicted model, not a curated record. Gene Ontology annotation, biological process: receptor guanylyl cyclase signaling pathway; intracellular signal transduction; cGMP biosynthetic process. The coding region runs from base 226 to 1518 and encodes 430 amino acids. Lineage: Eukaryota; Metazoa; Chordata; Actinopteri; Cyprinodontiformes; Fundulidae.